AAUGGUCUGAUCGACCUUUUAAACUGAUACUAAAAUUUUUAGACUCGACCUUCACUUACUUUUGUCGCUUGAAAAGAAAAAUCAAGGCCAUCUUUGAUUGGCGGUCAAUUUUUCUUUAAAAUCUCUUUUAUAUCGAGAACGAGAAAAAAGACAAAGAAAAGAAAAGAAAACGCUAGAAAAGAACAAUCAAGGGGGAGUUUUCGGGUGACGGCAAAUAUCGGAGGCCAAAUGAAAAAUGGGAGACUCGGGAGACAGCAGCAACAAAGGGUUGGAAGUCACAGACUUGGAUCUGCCAUCGAAUAAGCAUGGAAACUUGAAGAUUGCUUCAAGCGAUCAAAAUCUCAAGGACAUCCUUCUUCAUACCAAGUCCUCUAAAACUGCUACAGUUAUCAAUUACGGAGCCUCAUGGUGCGGUGUUUGUAGCCAGAUUCUGCCUACAUUUUGCCAGUUGAGCAACCAGUUCCCAAAGCUCUCUUUCGUGUAUGCAGAUAUUGACGAAUGCCCUGAAACCACGCAGCAUAUUCGUUACACUCCUACAUUUCAUUUUUAUCGAGAUGGUGAAAGGGUGGAUGAGAUGUUCGGUGCUGGAGAAGAGCGGCUUCAGGAUCGCUUGUGGUUACAUUCCUGAAGAAUUGUGUCAGCAUCAAAUUUUGGAAACAAGUGCUUUCCUCUAUAUCUCCUUUGUAAUUGACUUUGAGCAUCCUAAUUCCUGAUUAUAAAAUUAUUGAACUUCACUUGACCCUGGUGGUAUACUAGUAUUGAUGCAUAUUGA
Durio zibethinus is the source of this 772-nucleotide messenger RNA. Its product is annotated as Thioredoxin superfamily protein. The record is from RefSeq and is a predicted model, not a curated record. NCBI's taxonomy places the organism in Eukaryota, Viridiplantae, Streptophyta, Magnoliopsida, Malvales, Malvaceae.